AUGUCAUCACGUAUACAACAUGAGAUUUCUUGCGAUAAUCCAGAAACUAUAGCGAUUUCGCAGUUUUAUUCGGCUUGCUGCAAUUAUCAAGUAUCAACAACAUCAUUAACACUAUCACCAUCAGAUUCAGCAACACAACGAAGACAAAAAUCACUCGAACCACAUGUUUGUUUCAAACACUGUAAAAUAUUAUCAAACACAUGGAAUUCAACUGUUCAUGGCUUAUCAUUAUCUGCAACGCCACAUCAUCAUCAAUUCCCUGAACUGCGUCUCAUUAUUCGUGCUAGUCAUAACAAAUCUGUAACAAAAACUAACAAUAUCAGCUCAUUUCUGGAUAUCAUACAGGUUUUCUUUUCAUAUACUUCGUACUCAUUCGUAUCAAAGAUAUCAGCAUAG
Messenger RNA from Thelazia callipaeda (thelaziosis nematode), 396 nucleotides. NCBI's taxonomy places the organism in Eukaryota, Metazoa, Nematoda, Chromadorea, Rhabditida, Thelaziidae. The record is from the annotation of a GenBank genome assembly.